Patella vulgata (common limpet) is the source of this 828-nucleotide messenger RNA. Its product is annotated as deoxyribonuclease-1. The coding region runs from base 1 to 828 and encodes 275 amino acids. Gene Ontology annotation, cellular component: nucleus. NCBI's taxonomy places the organism in Eukaryota, Metazoa, Mollusca, Gastropoda, Patellidae. The transcript has 8 exons. Gene Ontology annotation, molecular function: DNA nuclease activity. The record is from RefSeq and is a predicted model, not a curated record. Gene Ontology annotation, biological process: DNA catabolic process.
AUGGCGGUUAGUCAAGGUCUUUAUUUCUUUAUUCUUGUUCUAUCCGUUUAUUUCGUUUCCUCCGAUGAACCAUUAACUUUAGGGGCUUUUAACGUCAAGACUUUUGGGAAGAGCAAGAUGUCGGAUUCUACAAAGGCGACACGAAUAGCAGAGAUCACAAGUCGGUAUGAUAUUAUGUUAUUACAAGAAAUUCGUGAUUCAACAGGAUCAAGUUACAGACAAUUACUGUCAAUGAUGCAAGCUUACGGUAACUACAGUAUGUCAAUAAGCGAAAGACUGGGUAGAAGUAGCUACAAAGAACAGUAUGCUUUUUUAUACAGGAGCGAUAAGAUACAGAUAUUGGACAGUUAUCAGUAUGAUGAUGGUGAUGAUGAUGGAACUGAUGUAUUUGAAAGAGAACCUUUCUGUGUUUUAGUUCAUCCUACCAAUAGCUGUACAUCCUUUGGUAUUAUAGCACUUCAUUCUAAACCCACAGCAGCUGUUUCUGAGAUUGGCGCCUUAAAUGAUGUUAGAACGGCCGUUGAGUCCAAGUGGAAUAUACAGGAUGUGAUGAUAAUGGGGGAUUUAAAUGCCGAUUGUACCUAUGCUAGUGAAUCUAGUUUAGCGGAUAAGAAAAUAUAUGGUGAUAAAAAUUACAAGUGGUUGAUAGACUGGUCACAAGAUACAACUACUGGUACAUCACAAUGUGCUUAUGAUAGGAUAAUAUCACGUGGACAAGAACUAGCCAGUGUUCUAGUAGCAAAUUCUCCACAAGUUUAUUUAUUUGAUCAACAUAUGAAUUUAUCUAAAGAACAGACAUGGGUUUUAGAUGUCCACCACAAAUGCUAA